Spizellomyces punctatus DAOM BR117 is the source of this 1323-nucleotide messenger RNA. RefSeq lists its product as uncharacterized. The coding region runs from base 54 to 974 and encodes 306 amino acids. NCBI's taxonomy places the organism in Eukaryota, Fungi, Chytridiomycota, Chytridiomycetes, Spizellomycetales, Spizellomycetaceae. Gene Ontology annotation, cellular component: mitochondrial inner membrane. Gene Ontology annotation, molecular function: copper ion binding. The record is from RefSeq and is a predicted model, not a curated record. The transcript has 3 exons.
CAGACCCACCACAUAGCAACCCAUUGCUGGGCGGACGAUCUUGCACAUGUAAAAUGACUACACAUUUCCAUACCCGACUUGGGUGCAUAAGCUACCGUAUUUUGACGUUAUCAAAGCCGGUAUGUUACGGAACUCCUAGACAUUCAUUUGUUGCUACUGCAAGAUUAUAUCAGCAGCCAAGAAAUUUCAGUUCUAGGCGAACCUCUUCCUUAUUUUCUUGUGGACCAACCAACACCUUUCCAGCAGUAUCAUGUACAGGACGCUCAGCAACUAUAGGGCUUUCUUUGAUAGAAGGCCGGAAGCCGAUCCAAGCUCGUGCUCUACAAAUGGCAGUUCUAUCUCGUUUCUUCUCAACUAGCAACGUCUCCCGCUCGUAUCCAUCUCAGCAAGACCCUUCCGAUGCCCGCUCCCGGUACCGACAAGAAAGAACUUUUGCCAUGCAUACUACAAUGUAUUACACCGCUGCGAUUAUCGUCUUCUUUAUUGGUGCAUCGUACGCGGCUGUUCCCCUCUAUAAGCUCAUUUGCACCCAAACAGGGCUGGACGGCACUCCGCUCACUUCCCCUGGUCACAAGUUUGAGCCGGAAUCUAUGGUUCCUGUUCCAAACUCAAGGAAGGUGAAAAUCAGAUUUGCGUCAUCAGUGUCCGACAGCAUGCGUUGGUCGUUCGUUCCCGUUACCCAGGAAAUCUCCGUUGUUCCGGGAGAAACUGCGUUGGCAUUCUAUACCGCGCACAACCCUACGGACGAGGAUAUUGUCGGUAUAUCCACGUAUUCGGUGGUGCCCGCCAAAGCGGCACAAUACUUCAAUAAAAUACAAUGCUUUUGCUUUGAAGAGCAGAGAUUGGAAGCGAAUGAGGAAGUCGACAUGCCUGUCUUCUUCUACAUUGAUCCCGAAUUCGCAUACGACCCUUGGAUGAAAGACGUGAGAACAAUCACCUUGCAUUACACAUUCUUCAAAAGUAAAAAUCAAUAAAGGCACCAAAUUGACCGCACAUGGAGGCAUGAUGUGACUGUGAGAUAUGGUUCCCCUUAACAUGGUAUCUCCAUGCGAAUUGGCAUCAGGGGACAGACAUAGCAUACACACAAUAUGAUACAACAAGGAGCUUUGUACUUUAUUUAUUGCCAUUACCCAGUUAGUAUCGUGGAGCGAUUUCGUUACAUUCUCGCGCUAUGUGUCCUCCCUGUACUUCUCCAUUAGAAAGAUGUCUGGAAGUAAUGUAUUAUAAAAAACAUACCCUGCCGCAUUUGUAGCACCCGAUUGGCUCUGAUCGCGACGCAGGAGGUUCCCUUGUGUAGCAAUAUGAUCGUGCCUUUCUCCACUG